AUGGCCACGAGCGUCUCGUCCUCCGCGGCGCGCGUCGCCGAGCGCAUCCGCAGCUUCAAGAAGGGCAUCGACGCGGACGAGACGCGGCGGCGGCGCGAGGACACCACCGUCCAGAUCCGCAAGAGCCGCCGCGAGGAGCGGCUCAACCAGCGCCGACGCAUGAUCCCCGUGGCGAUGCAGUCGAGCAGCAGUCCGGACGUGCCUAUGCGCUCCCUUAACGGCGUCAGUGUGUCGGACUUGCCCAAGAUCGCGGCGAUGAUCCAGUCGCUGGACCCCAUGGAGCAGUCGAACGCCGUGUCCAAGCUCCGGCGGCUGCUAUCGCUCGAGAAUAACCCGCCGAUCCAGGAGGUGAUCAACUUGGGCGUCGUACCGCUGCUAGUGGAGUUCUUGAAGCAGCAUGACCGACCGGAGAUGCAGUUUGAGGCUGCGUGGGCGCUGACGAACAUCGCAUCCGGCACGACAGAGCACACGGAGGCUGUUAUCAGGUGCGGCGCGGUCGAGCUGCUGUGCGGACUGCUGCUGUCGCCGAACGAGGACGUGUGCGAGCAGGCUGUGUGGGCCUUGGGAAAUAUUUCGGGCGACUCGCCGCAAUGCCGCGACUUGGUACUGAAUGCCGGCGCGAUGAUGCCGCUGCUUGCGGUGCUGCGAAGAUCGUCAGGAAAGAUCACCAUUCUCCGAAAUGCUACGUGGACGCUGUCGAAUUUUUGUCGGGGUAAACCCAGGCCGGAGUUUGCUCUGGUUAGCCCGGCGCUGAAGCUGCUGCCGCACCUCAUUUAUUCUCCCGACGAGGAGGUUAUCACGGACGCGUGCUGGACGCUUUCGUAUCUCUCGGAUGGCACAACCGACAAUGUUCAGGCCGUCAUUGACGCUGGAGUGUGUAGUCGAGUGGUGGAUCUAGUGGGCCACACACUCGCAUCUAUCCAGACGCCGGCGCUCCGGACAAUAGGAAACGUCGUUACUGGCAACGAGCAGCAGACGCAGUUGAUGCUGGAUCUGGCUGUGCUGCCGCGACUUGUGCCUCUGCUCAAGCAGGAGAAGAAACUCAUUCGCAAGGAGACGUGCUGGGCCAUUUCCAACAUUACUGCCGGCACUCCGAGCCAAAUUCAGGAAGUUAUCGACGCCAACGUGAUCCCACCAUUGCUGUACCAGCUGAUGUCGACCGAGUUCGAUGUCCGAAAAGAAGCGGCCUGGGCCAUCUCGAAUGCAACGUCCGGCGGCACCACAGAGCAGAUCAAAUAUUUAGUUCAGCAAGGAUGUAUCCCUCCGUUAGUAAAGCUCCUGGACGUACAAGACCCCCGUGUUAUCAACGUGUCGUUGGACGCUCUGGAGAACAUCCUUCGGGCAGGCGAGGCAGAUAUGUCGCUUGCAGACACCGAGAAUCGCAUGGCGCGAUACAUUGAGGAGGCGGACGGCAUUGAGCUGAUCCAGAACCUGCAGUUUCACCAAGAAGAAGACAUCUACGAGAAAUCUGUGCGUAUUAUUCGUGACUACUUCGAUGGUGAAGACGAGGAAGACUUCGACAUCGCACCGGACAUGGACUACGGCUCGCACCAGUUCACAUUCGGGGCAGGCACAGUGGUUCGUGUCCUGCACAAGAACGAAUGA
Messenger RNA from Phytophthora sojae, 1605 nucleotides. RefSeq lists its product as hypothetical. The record is from RefSeq and is a predicted model, not a curated record. Gene Ontology annotation, biological process: NLS-bearing protein import into nucleus. Gene Ontology annotation, molecular function: protein binding; nuclear import signal receptor activity. Bases 1 to 1605 code for a protein of 534 amino acids. Gene Ontology annotation, cellular component: cytoplasm; nucleus. The transcript is spliced from 7 exons. Lineage: Eukaryota; Oomycota; Peronosporomycetes; Peronosporales; Peronosporaceae.